ACUUGCUUGCUCCUCUCCUCCUGUGUCCUCCUGGUCUCCAGCAUGGUGAGCUUGGCAGCUCUCAUACCGAUACUGAUGGUGCUGAGCCCUCCUCUGGCCCUGUGCAGGGACACCCAACCACACUUCCUGGAGAUGAAUAUAUUUGAGUGUCAUUUCACCAACGGGACGGAGCGGGUGCGGUUGGUGCACAGAGACAUCUAUAACGGAGUGGAGGACGUGCGCUUCGACAGCGACGUGGGGGAGUACCGGGCGGUGACGGAGCUGGGCCGGCCGGACGCCGAGUACUGGAACAGCCAGAAGGAGUUCAUAGAGCGGAAGCGGGCCGAGGUGGACACGGUCUGCAGACACAACUACGGGGUAUUUGACGGCUUCUCUGUGCAGCGUCGAGUGGAGCCUGUGGUGAGUGUGUAUCCUGCCAAGACUCAGCCCCUGCAGCACCACAACCUCCUGGUGUGCUCCGUGAAUGGUUUCUAUCCAGGCCACAUUGAAGUCAGAUGGUUCCGCAAUGGCAAGGAAGAGAAGGCUGGGGUUGUGUCCACAGGCCUGAUCCAGAAUGGAGACUGGACCUUCCAGAUGCUGGUGAUGCUGGAAGUCAUUCCUCAGAGUGGAGAGGUUUACAGCUGCCAAGUGGAGCACCCGAGCCUGACCAGCCCUGUCACCGUGGAGUGGAGAGCACAAUCGGAAUCUGCACAGAGCAAGAUGCUGAGUGGCAUCGGGGGCUUUGUCCUGGGUCUGCUCUUCCUUGGGGCUGGGCUCUUCAUCCACUUCAGAAACCAGAAAGGACACUCUGGACUUCAACCCACAGGUCUCCUGAGCUGAAGUGAAGAUCGUGACCCUCAAGAAGGAAUCUCUGUCCCAAUUUUUGCAACAUAUGAAAAGAUUUUGAAGUUUUCUCCUGUCUUCUACUAUAGAGUGCUUCUUCAGCAUCUGACUCAUCUUGGUUCAGUGACCAGACAGAAAAAAAUCCUCCUCGAUGGAUUUCCCCAGACCCGACCUUCCUCUGGAGGCCCUCACUGUUGCUUAUUGUGUCUGUGCUCAUUGUCCUUUAGUUUCCUUCUUAUUCAACCCUUACUUCCUAGCAUCUCUCUGAACUCAGCUUCCCCUCGUAUUACUUUAUAAAUGUUUCCCCACGGAAACUCAAAAGAAUUCUCAAGAAAAAUCAACUUUCUGCAAUAACUUCAAGAAAAGAAAUAGAAAAAAAAAAGGAGGAAAAAUAGCACGGUUUCAUUUAUAUUUCUUAAUUUGGGUCAAAUGUGGAUCUGGAAGAUGUCCUUACUUCCUUGGCUGUUUUUCCCCUCCUUUUGUGCUUUGUACAUAAGGCAGGAUUGCAUAAGAGAAAGCCCUUUAAUGCACCCAAAUCCUGAUGAUCUCCUACUGAUGUGCAUCUUCAGAGACAAAUACACAGGGUCCUUAGCACCAUGGGAACAGACAGGAGACAAUUGAGAAUAAAACAUAGUAUGUAGAAUUAUUACAUUUCCAGUAUGUUGAAUAAAUUUCUUCUAGUUGGGCAUCAUCGA
This is a messenger RNA of Echinops telfairi (small Madagascar hedgehog), 1517 nucleotides long. Its product is annotated as HLA class II histocompatibility antigen, DR beta 5 chain-like. The transcript is spliced from 6 exons. Gene Ontology annotation, cellular component: MHC class II protein complex; lysosomal membrane; late endosome membrane. Lineage: Eukaryota; Metazoa; Chordata; Mammalia; Afrosoricida; Tenrecidae. Bases 43 to 819 code for a protein of 258 amino acids. Gene Ontology annotation, molecular function: MHC class II protein complex binding. Gene Ontology annotation, biological process: peptide antigen assembly with MHC class II protein complex; immunoglobulin production involved in immunoglobulin-mediated immune response; antigen processing and presentation of exogenous peptide antigen via MHC class II. The record is from RefSeq and is a predicted model, not a curated record.